GCCUGUCGAUGAAUUGCAGUUUUAGUCACUUCCGCGAUGUUGCCGCUUGGUUAGAACACAAACAUUUUCGAUUUAAUCUAGUUCAAAGCUUAAUCCUUAGUGUUGCGUAAAUGACUGAGUUUGAAAGGUCGAUCAUAAACAAUUCAACAAUGUGAGAUACUUUAAUCCCAGUUGAAAGUUAACUAUGGACAUAUGCCUCGUGCAGCUUUUGAUCUGCUGUCAAAGCAGUUUUUUAUUAUUAUUUUUUAAAAGAAUCACAUGUCCUAACUCUAUUAACCAACUGAACAAAGUUAUGCUUACAGGAAACGAAGACAAAGCGCCUAAUUUUAUAAUGAUAAUGACACGUUUGGAAAUUAGUUUGAUGAAUAAAGUGAGGGGGCAACGAAACGGCGUUUGCUAUUCCGCGUCCAUGCCAAAUAGUCGUGUCCUCGGUUAUUAGUACAAACUAUUAGCCUUUAUUCUUACUUUAACUUGUUGUCACACAAAUACGAGCCUUUUCAGGUUAAAUAUGUGUGGCCAUUUUCAUCCUGAUAUGCACAAAUGUUGCAUACUGUUAUCCAGUCUAUGCAGACAGUAUAAGGCAAAGGGACAGUUUGGUUUCACUUUCACUUGCUUACGUAUUAAUGAUGAUGACACGAGCCAAUAGAACAAAAUGUUUUAAAGCCUAUAUUUAAGUUUUCUUUCUUUCUUUACUUAGCCUACUAAAAAUGCAUGCAUGUAGUUUCAAAUUAGUUUUAAACUAUUUUACAGAACACAACUUUCUGAGAUUGUCCAAAUAUUCUUACUUCCCUGUAUAGUAUACAUAAAGCUGUACAUCAAAUGAGUUGCCUAAACUGUCUUAAUAGUCAGUAGGCUAUUCAUUUUACAGUUAACACACAAUACCCAAAUGACAUACUGAUUCUCCUAAGAUUCUAAAUUAUGCAAUCUACAAUUUAGACACUUCGCUAUUCCAUAAGGUCACAGCAGCUAUCAUCAGGCCUGAAUUAACCAUAUAUAAAUUCUGCUCUUGUCCAUGUGUACGGAAGCCUACACCUGCAUACCAACAGAACGCCCUUCGUCAAUGGUUAAAAAAGAAGAAGCAUGGCAGCGAGAAGUGACAAUGACUUUCAGCUUGUUAUUCCUGAAAGAGGUGAAAGAGUUAAGAUUAAUUCUGGAUCUAAUCUCACUGUGUCGUGUCACUUGUCUCCUGCACUCAGUGCUGUUGACAUGGAGAUUACUUGGUUUGGCGAGAUGUCUUGUGUUUGUGCCUAUAAGAACAGAGAGAUGACACAAGGUGCUGACUAUGAGGGCAGAGCGAGUCUGUUCAUUAGUGAUCUACCGAGAGGGAAUGUUUCCUUAAGAGUGGCAGACUUCAGAGAGUCAGAUCUGGGAGUUUACAUGUGCCGGGUCUCCAGUAGAAAUGAAACACGGCAGAUAACAGUAAAUGUCGCAGAAGAAGUCUCUGCUAUCUUCGAAGGCCAGCACUCCUUUACAGUGAAUUACCAAAUGGAAGAAACAAGCAACAAGUUGUCAGAGCAUCAAGGUGAUUCAGACAAUCAGUUUGAGGAUUACAAGAUUAAAGAGGCAAUAUACCAAUUAUCAAUCCACUCUGCAUAUCACAGAGCUUCAGGGAAGGAUCAGCAUAAGGAUUACAAGGGAGAAACAGAUGACAAAUUAUCAUCACAGUACAUCAAAUCAGAUCUAAGCCAUCUAAACAAGCAGUCUGGAGAUAACAGCAUGGGAAUCAAAAGCAAAGAUUUUCUGAGCCGAGCUUCUUAUCACAAUGAACCAAAAAAGAGCCAGCAUGGGAUGGAAGUCUUGAACAAGAACUUUCAGCUCGUUGCUCCCAGUCCAUCAGAAGAACCAGAGGUUUCUUUGGGGUCUGAUCUGAUCAUUCCGUGUCACCUGUCUCCUGAAAUCAGUGCGGUUGACCUGGAGAUCAUCUGGUCUAAUGAUACCGCCUGUGUUUGCCUGUAUGAGGACAGGCGGGUGACAGAAGGGGCUUUGUUCAAGGACAGAGCGAGUCUGUUCACUCACAAGCUUAGGGAAGGAGAUGUGUCCUUACGACUGAAAAACUUCAGCCUAUCAGAUAUUGGAAAUUACCAUUGUCAGGUCAGCAGUAAAGACAGAAGAGAGAGGGUAACAGUAAAAGUGAGGAUAAAUCCUGGUGUCCAGUCUAUGAGUCAGUCACCAAUAUUUGCAGAAGGAAAUGAGGAUAAAAGGACAAGAGAACCAACCGACAAAUUAUCAAGGCGCACUUCACAUCACAGUGAUUCAGAUGAGAAACAACAUGGGAAUUACAGCAGAAGCGUGUCUGAUCCUUUUCAGCUUGUUAUUCCUCAAACAGCUCAAGAAGCACAGAUAUCUUUGGGGUCUGAAAUCAUUGUUCCUUGUCACUCGUCUCCUGAAGUCUGUGCCAUUGUCAUGCAGAUCAAAUGGUUUAAGGAGACAGACUGUGUUUGCAUUUACAAGAACGGACACGUGAUUGAGGGGAGGAGCUACAAAGACAGAGCGAGCCUCUGCACUCACGUACUGGAGAGAGGAAAUGUGUCCUUACAUCUAAAUAACUUCAGUGUCUCAGAUGUUGGCGAUUACUGUUGUCAGGUCACCAGUAGAGACACAACCAAACAGAUUACAGUAGGAGUGAGGAUAAAACCUGAAGUCCAGCCUGUGAGUCAGUCUCCGACAUCUCAAGGCCAGUCUGUUCAGCUAAUGCUGUUUGAGACAGACAAAAUAUGGACUGAAGAAGAGACAAACCAAAUGGAUGAAUCUGCUCUAAUGUCAGAAAUGAAAGUGAAUAAUAUGCAGGAGCUUCAACAAAAGUUUAUCAGCGCUUACAGAAAAGGUUCUCUCAACUGGAGUUGAGAGAGACCAGAAUGAACUUGGACAGAGUCUUAAGACUCAACCCUCAUGCUCAGUUGUUGGACAGAGACAAACCAAACCCUUUUUAAUAGCUACCUUACAUUUAAAUGUCAGGUUGAUGCGUAAUGCCUUUUCUUUAUUUUAUGAAACUUAUUGCAGUCAAUAUUUCAGAUUUUUUAACACCAAAAUUACAUAUACAUUAAAUAAGGCUUGUCAUCAUGGAGAAGACAAGUGUAAUUACAAUGAAUAUACACUGUAUUAAAUGUAUAUUUGUAAACUUCCACAACCUAAAAACAGCUUAAUAAAUGCUCAUUUGUUUAUAAAUAUUAAAUAAUGAAUCGUGCCCUUAAAAAGCAUCUCUGAGCGUUUAUCGAUGUACAUGCUGUUUCAUGUCUUUCAGAGCUAUUGUAAGUACUUUCUGCAAUCCAGGUAACAAACUGAGAUUAGGAGCUCUCCCUUUAAGAGAGUGCUCCUAAUCUCAGCUCGUUACCUGUAUAAAAGACACCUGGGAGCCAGAAAUCUUGCUGAUUGAUAGGGGAUCAAAUACUUAUUUGACUCAUUAAAAUGCAAAUCAAUUUAUAACUUUUUUGAAAUGCGUUUUUCUGGAUUUUUUGUUGUUGUUAUUCUGUCUCUUGCUGUUAAAAUAAACCUACAGUACCAUUAAAAUUAUAGAAUGAUCUUUUCUUUGUCAGUGGGCAAAUGUACAAAAUCAGCAGGGGAUCAAAUAAUUUUUUCCCCACUGUAUUAUAAGAAAUGUUGAAACUCAAAAUUGUCAUAUUUAUGCAACAUUUUUUGCCAUAUUUAUUUUCUUGGACAGUAAUGUCUUUUUUUCUUCAGCCAGUCAGAUUUAAGCAUCAAGCUAUCACACACACACACACACACAGGCUAUAAACUGGUAUACAAUGAAUGCACA
Messenger RNA from Onychostoma macrolepis, 3754 nucleotides. RefSeq names its product butyrophilin-like protein 2. The transcript has 22 exons. The record is from RefSeq and is a predicted model, not a curated record. NCBI's taxonomy places the organism in Eukaryota, Metazoa, Chordata, Actinopteri, Cypriniformes, Cyprinidae. The coding region runs from base 1081 to 2844 and encodes 587 amino acids.